UAAUCUCAUUUUGAUUUUGGUACUCUGAUCGAAGCGAAGGCCAUGGCUGAAGACAUCCCGGAACCGCAACCCCAGGUCGAGGUCUCGCCGGAGGCGGCGCCACCGCCGCCGACGCCGCCGAGGGUGGCGUACCCCUCACUCGCCCUCCAAAUCUGGCCGCCGACCCAGCGCACCCGCGACGCCGUCCGAAGCCGCCUCGUGGAGAACCUCUCGUCUCCCUCCGUCCUCACCAAGCGCUACGGUGCCUUUCCCAUCGAUGAGGCCUCCACUGUCGCCCGCCGCAUCGAGGAGGAGGCAUUUGGUGCUGCAUCCGCCUCCGCCGCCGCCGAUGCUGGAUCUGUCGACGAGGGGAUUGAAGUGAUCCAGAUCUAUUCCAAGGAGAUCAGCAAGAGGAUGCUUGAGGCUGUCAAGGCUAGGGCUCCUGCCCCUGCUGAGAGUUCCCCGGGCUCUGUGGAGGUGAAUUCUCCGCCCACCACUUCUGCGGCUGACGACGCUGCUGGGGAGGAGGCCUCUGCCGCUGAGUCCGAUUCUCCGGCUUCUUGAGUAUUGGAUGGUAUUUGCUUAACUCUUUCCUUGCUUUGGGGAGUGUCGAUCUUGAGGUUGCUAUGCUGGAUCGGAGUAGCUGAAGCUUUUUUAUUGUGGUUUCUAUGGUUUUGUACUUUGCUGUAUGGAUUUCCUGGUUCUCUGGAUGCUUUCCUAUAAAAAAAAUUAUCGCUAGCUUUGAAUA
Dioscorea cayenensis subsp. rotundata (Guinea yam) is the source of this 727-nucleotide messenger RNA. Its product is annotated as MFP1 attachment factor 1-like. The record is from RefSeq and is a predicted model, not a curated record. The transcript has a single exon. NCBI's taxonomy places the organism in Eukaryota, Viridiplantae, Streptophyta, Magnoliopsida, Dioscoreales, Dioscoreaceae. The coding region runs from base 43 to 543 and encodes 166 amino acids. Gene Ontology annotation, biological process: lateral root development; mitotic cell cycle.